Messenger RNA from Oppiella nova, 1356 nucleotides. Lineage: Eukaryota; Metazoa; Arthropoda; Arachnida; Sarcoptiformes; Oppiidae. The record is from the annotation of a GenBank genome assembly.
CAACCAUUUCUAUGAAUCAAAUGAAUGCAUUUGUAAUAAACCAAUGAAUGUGUGAAACUGACACUCAGUUUGUGGCAAAAUGCUGGACCUAUUCUCGGGACUCAAGCGGAUCAUAAAGAGACGUCAGAUCCAUAUCGAUAACGCAGUCUUUCGUCUCCAUUGGCUCUUGACUUCAAUCGUUUUGAUCGCCUUCUCUGCUGUCAUUACUGCCCGACAAUACGUUGGUCAACCAAUUGAUUGUCUCAUUGAAUCCAAUCAAAUCCCGGAGACAAUGAUUAAUACGUACUGUUGGAUAUCGCAAACAUUUCUAAUACCGUCGGCAUUCAGCAAACGUGUUGGGGUAGAGGUUCCCCAUCCAGGAGUAGACAACUCAAGAAACCUAACACUCAAUGAUCGCAAAUAUUACGCGUAUUACCAAUGGGUCUGUUUUGUGCUCUUCAUCCAAGGCGUACUCUUCUAUGUCCCCUACUAUUUGUGGAAAGUAUGGGAGGGAGGGCUCAUGAAAUCCAUUACAAUGGGAAUGCAAAUCGCUAUACUCGCUGAUGAGGAGAGGGGAUAUAAGAAGAAACUUCUCAUUGAAUACCUGUACCGUCACCUCAAACUUCAUCACUACUAUGCCUUCAAAUACUUCUUUUGCGAGAUUUUGUGUCUUAUUAAUAUCAUCGGACAAAUGUAUUUGACGGACAGGUUCUUCGACGGAGAGUUCAUGUCUUACGGCCUAAAUGUCAUCAGUUAUACUCAAAAAGAAGUCAAACAAAGAGCCGACCCAAUGGUCUAUAUAUUCCCACGAAUGACGAAAUGCACGUUUCAUUUCUAUGGCUCUUCCGGCGACGUCCAGAAAAAGGACGCCUUAUGUCUCCUUCCGCUGUUAGUACAAAAUGUUGUCAACGAAAAGAUUUAUAUAUUCAUAUGGUUUUGGUUUGUGAUCCUAUCGAUCAUCACGUUUUUGGUGAUCAUAUCGCGACUCUUCAUAUUCUUUUCGGUGUCCAUUCGGUCGCGUAUUCUCAAGACUCGGUGUCGGUUCUCAAACUCCAAAUACCUGAACAUUAUUUGCAAAUAUGGAAACAUCGGUGACUUCUUUGUACUGUAUUUGUUGGCCAAAAACAUUGACCCAAUUAUAAUGCAAGACAUUGUCGCAGAAAUCGGCAAACGUCUCGAACGCAACGAAUUCAUCACUCAUUUGGCUAAUGGAGACACCGAUAGAAUUAAUAUGUUAUGACCACAUCACCACAUCACCACAUGACCUGGCUCACACAGACUCACACUCCACCUCUCUCUUUACAAGCUUCAUUUUCUCUCAAAUUGCAUUAAUUAUAUCAAACUUAGUUUAUCACAUCAACUAAUAUUAUAUAACAU